Messenger RNA from Vigna unguiculata (cowpea), 3658 nucleotides. RefSeq lists its product as uncharacterized. The record is from RefSeq and is a predicted model, not a curated record. NCBI's taxonomy places the organism in Eukaryota, Viridiplantae, Streptophyta, Magnoliopsida, Fabales, Fabaceae.
AUGCGUGAUCAUCUAUUCAUCUUUGGUAUAAUGAGAAGUUAUACACUUUGGACUUGGCAUGGAGAAGUAUUAGACAAGCCUACAACGUCACGAGGAACAGAUUAUGUAGAUGACUGGAUGAAUGAUCAUUUAGAAGAUAUGGUACGUGAUGUUGGGGAGGAGAAUUUUGGAAAAGUUCAUUUAUAUGAUUCUCUUAAGUCCGAUUCAGAGGAACAAUUGUACCCAGGAUGCACUAACUUUACGCGACUGUCAGCAACUUUGAAAUUAUUCAGUUUAAAAGCAAGGCAUGGAUGGACGGAUACAAGUUUCACAGAAUUGUUGGAGUUGUUAAAGGAGAUGCUUCCAGAAAAUAACACGUUACCUAUCCGUAAUUACGAAGCGAAGAAAGUUUUAUGUCCAAUGGGUUUGGAAUAUCAAAAGAUACAUGCAUGCCCAAAUGAUUGUGUUUUAUACAGAGACGAGUUUGCUUCACUGAAGGCGUGUCCAACAUGUGGUUUAUCGCGGUUUAAAAAGAAAAUUGAUGGAAAUAGUGGCGAUGAAGACAAAGAUGGUCCACCUGCUAAGGUGAUGUGGUACCUUCCUAUAAUUCCUAGAUGCAAACGACUAUUUUCCAUUAAAGAAGAUGCAAAAAACCUGAAAUGGCACGUUGAUGGAAGAAAGUGUGAUAAUCUUCUUCGACACCCAGCUGAUUCUCCACAAUGGAAGAAGAUUGAUGAAACAUUUCCAGAAUUUGGUGCUGAGCCAAGAAACUUAAGACUUGGACUUGCUACAGAUGGUAUGAAUCCUUAUAGGAACUUAAGUAGCAAACAUAGUUCGUGGCCAGUUUUGCUGAUGAUUUACAAUUUAUCUCCUUUGUUGUGCAUGAAGAGGAAAUAUAUGAUGUUGUCUAUGAUGAUAUCGGGUCCUAGACAACCUGGAAAUGACAUUGAUGUGUACCUAAAGCCGUUGAUCGAUGAUUUGAAACUAUUAUGGGAAGAAGGUGUCGAUGUGUAUGAUUCAUAUUCUGAAGAAUUGUUUUGUUUGCGUGCAAUGUUGUUUUGCACCAUAAAUGAUUUUCCAGCAUAUGGAAACUUGAGCGGUUACAGUGUUAAAGGUCAUUUUGCAUGUCCCAUUUGUGAAAAAAACACGAGUUAUAUUCAAUUGAAGCACGGUCAGAAAACUGUGUAUACAAGACAUCGAAAGUUUCUUCCUCGAAAUCAUCCUUAUCGUAGAAUGAAAAAAGCAUUUAAUGGAAGUCCUGAGGAUGAAGUUGUAGCGAGACCCCGCAAUGGUGAAGAAAUAUACAACCAAGUGGAAAACAUUGACAUUGUGUUUGGGAAACAUCCAAAGAAAAAGACCACGGAAAAAAGCAUUUGGAAGAAACGAUCAAUCUUCUUUAAUCUUCCAUAUUGGUGUAAACUUGAUGUACGACAUUGUAUAGACGUGAUGCACGUUGAAAAAAAUGUAUGUGAUAGCGUCAUCGGGACUUUACUAAAUGUAAAAGGAAAGACUAAAGAUGGAGUUAAAGCACGACAAGAUUUGGCUGAAAUGGGCAUCCGUGAGUUACAUGCACAAUCAAUUGGAAGACGAACCUACCUGCCUCCAGCUUGUCACACUCUUUCUAGAAAAGAGAAGCAAAUUUUUUGUGAGUGUUUAAGAAGUGUGAAGGUUCCCCAAGGUUACUCUUCAAAUAUUAGUAGCCUUGUUUCUAUGCAAGAUUUAAAAGGUAUUCUAACACGUUUGUGUAUGUUCUUCAAUGCCAUAUGCAAGAAAGUUAUUGACCCUCGAGUGUUAGACGAUUUGGAAAAUGAGGCCAUUAGACUAUUGUGUCAAUUGGAAAUGUAUUUUCCACCUUCAUUUUUCGAUAUCAUGGUUCAUUUGAUAGUUCAUCUUGUGAGGGAAAUUCGAUUAUGUGGGCCAGUUUUCUUGAGAUGGAUGUACCCAGUGGAAAGAUACAUGAAGAUCUUAAAGGGAUAUGUCAAGAAUCAGUAUCGACCAGAAGCUUCUAUUAUAGAGCGGUACAUUGCAGAAGAAGCCAUUGAAUUCUGCUCAAGUUAUAUGCCAAGUUGUGAACCAAUUGGAGUUCCUAAGAUUAGACAUGAAGGUAAAUGUGAAGGUAAGGGUGUGCGUGGAGUGAAGAUUCAAAGUGUUAGUAGAAAAUUAGUUGAUCAAGCCCAUUUGUACAUCUUAAACAACACUGUAGAGGUCAUUCCUUACAUAACGCAACACAUUGAUGAAACGAAAUCAGCACAUCCACGAAUGAGUGAAAAAUGGGCACUUAAUGAACAUAACAAAACAUUCUUAUCAUGGUUUAAGAAAAAGGUUUACGCGACUCCAAAUGUUUCUGAAACUCUAUUGAGGCUAGCUCGUGGACCGAACAAUGAUGUCAUUACAUAUGGCGGGUACUACAUAAACAAUCAUUGUUUUUAUUCAAAGAUGGAAGAUGACAAAAGUAGAGUUCAAAAUAGUGGGGUUACACUUCAAGCUGAAUCUGUACAUUUUGCCAGUUCUAAGGACAAGAAUCCAGUGACAACAUCCAUGAGUUACUUUGGAAUAAUACACGAAAUAUGGGAAGUUGAUUAUGUGACUUUUAGAGUGCCAGUUUUCAAGUGUAAAUGGGUUGAUAGUAAUUCGGGUGUUAGCACAGAUGACUUUGGCUUUACUUUGGUGGAUCUUAACAAGAUGAGUGAUACAAAUGAACCAUUUAUUAUGGCUAGUCAAGCAAGACAAAUUUUUUAUGUCAUUGAUCCAGCCAAUCAGAAAUUGUCAGUUGUAUUGGAAGGAAGAAACAUGCACGUAAAUGAUGAUGAAGAUUGUCUAGACAUACUUGAGACAACGUCUUUCUCAUCAAGAACCAUUCAAGACAAAGUUGAUGAUGUAACUGAUGACAUCCAUGCUAUUCGAAGUGAUCACAAUGAAGGUAUGACAAGCUCCGGAUCAGACCAAGAGGGACCUGGUAGAUCUGUGACUCGGUUGCCGGAUGUCACAAAUCGACGAGAGAGGAUGCCGGUCCACAUUGAUCCUCGAUCGGGUGAACCCAGUGGCCCUUGGGAAAAAAAGUACCGUAGCUACAUAGGAAUGUUGGCCAAAACGAAAGUUUCUAUUGCAAUUGCAUGUUGGGAUGACGUCGCGGAGGUCGAGAAGAACCUCCUAUGGCAAGAUCUUGUGCACAAAUUUGAGAUUACUCCGAACACUGAGCGAAUUAGAAAGAAAGUCUUAUCUCACAUAGCCACCAGAUGGAGGGACUUCAAGGCAAGGCUCACACGUUUAUAUGUGUUUGGAGAUAGACAACAUGACACUCCUUGUGAGAAGUACAAAAUCUCGGAGGAGGAGUGGAUGCAAUUUCGUGCAUGUAGAGAGUCUGGAGACUGGAAAAAAGGACAGCAGCCCAACAAAGACAAAGGCUUAAUGAUACACCACAUGUACUCUCUCGAGGUGGUUAUGCAUUAUUGGAGAAAAAAUUGAAAAAGUCGCGUGCAGAGUCUCUGGGACUUGAGUCCCCUGACCUAGUGGAUGCAAUUCCUAGGUACGAGAUGUGGAAGGCUGCUCGGACUAAGUCCGAUGGGCAAAUGACAUCACAAUCAUGUUGUGGAAGGCUGCUUGGAUGAUGUGGAAGAGAGAGGAAAGCAAAAAGCAUAAAGCAAAAGCAAAAGUAGACAUGUACCUUGUCUCCUUUUGC